AUGAGGUCAUCUCUUCUCAGCGCGCACUCCGGUGUAGAGCAGAGCGCUGCGAUAGUCAUACAAGCAUGGAUCCGCGGCCAUAGAAGUAGAAAAGAGACGCUGGAAGUGUGGGUCUCCUAUCUCUCUUCGGUAAAAGAGUGCGAGGGGGAAAAGGUUGAAGCAAAGAUACGGCUCCCACUACUAAAGCAUAUAGAGGUAAGGCCAAAAUCGAACAAACAAACUGGAAAAGUAGAUCCCAUCUCGUGCCGCAAAGAAAAGGUCAACCCAUACUCAAUCUGUCUGAGUCAAAGAGGACAAAACUCAAAGAAUAGCAACAAUUAA
This is a messenger RNA of Giardia duodenalis, 321 nucleotides long. Its product is annotated as IQ calmodulin-binding motif-containing protein. Gene Ontology annotation, molecular function: protein binding. The record is from RefSeq and is a predicted model, not a curated record. The coding region runs from base 1 to 321 and encodes 106 amino acids. The transcript has a single exon. NCBI's taxonomy places the organism in Eukaryota, Fornicata, Diplomonadida, Hexamitidae.